Molecule: messenger RNA, 1369 nt
Organism: Durio zibethinus
Lineage: Eukaryota; Viridiplantae; Streptophyta; Magnoliopsida; Malvales; Malvaceae
Source: RefSeq, a predicted model, not a curated record
UACAGCUGCUUUAAGGCAACAAAUUUGAGAAGCUACAGCAAGAGCGGGAUGAGUUUCAGAGAAUGGUGAUUGGUAAUCAGCAAGUGAGAACUCAACAAAUACAUGAAAUGAAGAAGAAGGAAAAGGAGUACAUAAAGUUGCAGGAGAGACUGAACCAAGUCUUAAUGGAGAAGAAGAAGGAAUCAAGAUCAGGAAUGGAGAUAAUGAAUUUACUUCAGAAAGAAGGACGGCAACGUGGGACUUGGAACGGGAAGAAGGCAGACAAUGAUUUCUAUAAAAAGAUUGUGGAUGCUUAUGAGGCAAAAAAUCAAGAAUUGAUGGCAGAAAAUGCUGAUUUAAGAGCAUUAUUGCGAUCAAUGCAGGUAGAUAUGCGUGAUUUCUUUAAUGCUCCUAAUGGGUUGCCAAAGCAAUCUUUGCCCGUCAGCGAAAGACACGAAAGUGAUCCAUCACAAUCUCCAUUGGGUGGGAGGACGGAUGUCUUUGAUCUUCCUUUUCACAUGGCUAGGGAUCAAAUAGAAGAAAGUCUUCGCACUAAGAUGGCUUCUAUAAAAGAGCGUAUGGUUCAAUUACAAGAUGCACAUAAAGGUGCAGAAGUCACUUCUGAAGCAACAGAGAGGGAGCUUGAGCUUGAAGCUCAACUUGUUGAAGCGAGGAGCAUAAUCCAGGAGCAGGCAUCCAUUAUGUCCAAACAUCUUGCUAAGGCAGAGAGACCAAGGGAAUCUAUUAUUUCAUCACCAGCUGAGGGGGUAUAACUUGGGAAGCCUAAAAGCCACGUCUGAAAUUUCGGAUUAGGAUCAACUGAAGUUGGUUCUUUGCAAAGCUGUGUGGCAGGAAGCAAGCUUGUAAACUACCGAGUUCCGUCUGGUCUAUUCGAAUUUGUGGUAACUACAUUAAGGCUUUCUUCUAAAGCUGUAGUGUUAAUGUAAUUAGUGACAUAGGUAUCGUCUGCUGUAUUUGCAUGCUUGCAGUUGCUUAGUGAAUGUCUUUAUCUAUUUUAUCAUCCUAGUUCUAGUUUAAUUAAAAGAACAAUAUGCCUAUUGUCUUGUCUAUUGACACAUGUUCGCAAGUGCAUUCAUGCACGACCAAGCAACUGAACAGUUAAAGAUAGUUGAAACUUGAAACCAAAUCAUCAAAAAUCCAAAGUAGCAGUCUCCUGGAAAACUGAAAUCCUUGUCCUCAACUCAGAUAUUUCUAAAUUCAUUACCUUGUCGAGCAUUAGAAUUUUUGCUAUUAUGUAAUAAAGUCGGCCGUUGAAUAAAAAGUCGAAGAAAAAUUAACAUUUUGCAUUUGAUGUUUCUGACAGACAUUUUUAACGUCGACAUAAACAAAGCAUUUUUACUUGAAUCCAAUUAUUGGAGUCGUCUUUCUC